Molecule: messenger RNA, 2865 nt
Organism: Ogataea parapolymorpha DL-1
Lineage: Eukaryota; Fungi; Ascomycota; Pichiomycetes; Pichiales; Pichiaceae
Product: Morphogenesis-related protein MSB1
Exons: 1
Coding region: 1-2865 (954 amino acids)
Cellular component (GO): cellular bud neck; cellular bud tip
Source: RefSeq, a predicted model, not a curated record
AUGGCCAAACCACUUCCCAGCCUGCCUGCCUUUAAAAUGGCCGAACCUGAAGAGGUCGGCUCGUUUAUCUACAGUGCAGAUCUGGACAGAGCAGCCGCAGCAGACUACAAACCGAAAACACAGUACCGGUAUGGCCUCGCUGGCGACAAGUACGACGUGGAAUUCCAGAGGAAAGACGUGAAAGACGCGAUCCACAUCAUCACGUCCGAAAUUAAACGCAAAGGAACAAAAACGCCGUAUCUACUAUUGCCCUUCAGACCACAACAACACGAGCCGGCCCUCAAAUCUUUCCUAAAUGAGAUAUUCGACAACGGAAAAGUGGCAGAUCCAGAAAUAAUCCGCGAAGAAGUCAGGCAAGUGAGCCCCUACGUGCUGAUCAGCGCGCUCAAAUUUUUCUGGUGUCGACUCCCGGGAAACUGCGUGAUAGGCUGGAAGACGUACACCAAGUUCGUCACGCUUGACGAGGAGGCAGGCUUCCCCAAACGUGCGUUUUUGGAGUUCAUGCCCAGCUGUCUUUCGUCGGGCGCGCAUGCGUCGAUCGUCUAUGAUUUCUUUGACCUCAUCGUUGCACUGAUUCUCAACUCAAAGCACAACAUGCUUAGUGCAAAGAAGGUGGCCAGGCUAUGUGGCCUGUGGGCAUUCCAUCCGGUGAAGAAUAAGCAAAACGAAACCCCAAGUUUCGAGAGAGGCAUGUACGAGUGGAUACCUGCAGGCGAUGCAACCUUCCAUUUACUGCUUUCCUUCUUGAACUCGAUGCCGCCAAAGGGCCAGAUCGAAAAGCUGCCCAAAUCAUUACAACAUAUUCUGAAAAAUACACCAUACCCUCCACCGGCAACAACCACCUCCAGCUCGUCCUCGCGUUUUCUCCAGGAGGUGCCGAUGGUCACUAUCAAGGUGAACAAUCCAUCAAAGAAUCCGGCUGAACUGCUGGUAAGAGUCUCCAAGACCCUGAAAUUCAAUGACCCCACCGUAUUCUACACAAGAGAAGACUAUCUACUCCUCAAGCGGCUAUUUAAAGAUGUGGACGGUCUUAUAAGCAAGCUCUCGAGCGAAGGAAGCCGUCUUUUGGACAAUAUGUGCAUAUACGACGAAGACAUGAUCAGCGAUGGCACGUCGGGUAACAAGCUGGCUUACAAGCUUGUUCCAGGUUGGUCGGAAGAUAUGACAUCUCCCAAGCCCGUCGAGCUGCGCGAUGCCGAUUACUUCACAGCUACCGUUUCGAGGGCUACUAUAGACGACUACUUCAUAUGGACAUGGUUGGCUUCCCUGGGUAGCGAGGAAACUAGUGCCAAAAAGAAAAUGUUUGGUAAAACCUACAUCCUAGAGGUCGAGCUUGCAGAAGGAUUCAAGAAAUGGGUCAUUGUGGAAGAGCAGGAUAUUGAAAGGGAUGGCUAUGAUAUUGAGAUAGAGCUCAAGCGGGAAAAACUCAAGGAUUUGCAAGACAAGAUUCGGGAGGCUGAGAAGGAGGUCGAGAAAAUGAAGUCGGCCAAUAGAACGAGGGUUGUGUCCGAGAGCAAAGACCUGAAUGAUAUCACCAAUAAAAUGUCCGAGCCUCUUCCGUCCAAGCCAUAUCAAACGAGCCCGUUGCCGCCUCCUCCUGUGCCUGAAAAGGAUUUUCCAAGCACUCCUGACGGGAAAGAGAACGGGUCUCCCAACCCUCCAAAUGAGCGCGGAGUCAAAGCCAAUAGCGGCAGCUCUUAUUAUACUGCAGUCCAAACUCCGUCUCCUGUGAAGGACGAAAGAAAACCGCCACCAAUGAGACCCAUUAGCGAACAAUCACAUGAGGUUGACAGUUCAGGAUAUUCGUUGCCACCUCCGGCCAGUCUGCCUGAAAACAAGCCCAUGCACGUUAAUAACAGACUCCCACCACCGAAGGACGACUACUUUGCUCCACAGCCGCAGCAGACACAUCACAGCGAACAGCCUGCCAAUGUUUUGCAAAACUCUCCUGGGUCGUACAACCAAAAACCUCUUCCACCGGCAAAGCAGACAGUUGUUCCGGGCUCCUUUUCAUACCAGGCACGGGGACCUGCUUCUGCAAAGCCUUCGCCAGAAGCCACUACCACUGCUGCCCCAGCAUCUCCUUCCUUGGCACCAAUGGCAGCCUCGUCGCCGGCUUCAGUCUCCAUGUCCAGCUUUGAGCCGCCAAAGAUGCAGCAGCAGAUACGCAAUUCCAAGAUUUUCGACGAUAUCGAAAGUUUGGAGUCUGAACUGAUGGAUGUCUUGAAGGAUGACGAGGAGCCCACGGACUCAGCCGAUCCGUCACCGCAGAAACCUACACUAUCGCCUCCUGUUCAAACACGCGCUCCAGUGCAGACGGCACCACCAUCUAUUCCAAACCAGGCCAUGCAACGCUACUCUCACCACGGCGCUCCUUCUAUGGGCUACGGCAUCAACGCUCCUCAUCCAGCCUACGCAUCGUCGACUCCACGGUCUCGCUCGUCGUCUCCGCUGCGCUACGGCCAGAGCUUAUCGCCGUCACCGGAACACGUGGCGCAGUCUCCCUACGGCUCUCCCAGCUUGGAACAACGCGGCAGAAUGCCUCCUCCGAUGCAGGCAGUGCAGGCAGUGCAACCAAUGCCUAUGAACUACUAUCCACAAUACCCCAAAUACCGUACAUACCCGGUGCCCCCACCAAACGGCUAUGCUGUUCCACACGGUGCUCCCUACGGAGGCUACCCUCCGCCAAAUGGCUACGCUGCUGCUCCUAUUCCUCCUCAGGGCUACGCACCUGCGCCAGCUUAUGGUGGUGGCCAUUUUGCCCCUGCUCCUGUGGGCCUUGCGCCCCGCCACAAGAACAAGAACCAGAACACAAACAAGACUCAGGCGCGCAAUGCUCUCAUGAAAGGCGAUUUCGGUAUAUGA